AUGGUCUCUGGUGUCAUACGACCUUAUGGCGUCUUGCGUCGGUUUAUGAGUGAAGACGUCCGAAAACAAUUAUACGUUGGAUGCUUGAAUAGAGAGUUCGAUGAUGUUCUGACUAAAGUUAGGCCCAUAACCACGAAUGAGAUGGACUAUGGAUUUUUACAAGUAUAUCUCGCUAAAAGUUGUACCUGGGGUCAUAUGGAAUCGGUGGAUUACAUAUGGCAUAAAUAUGUGAUGAAUAACCAGAUCCUGAUAAUUCGUCCACAUGUAUUAUGUGCAAUGAGUAACUUGGCAUUAGCUAAUGAGAAAUUCUUUGUCACGAAACAGAUAUAUGAGUAUUUCGAACAGUUGUAUGGGUCCCAAAUAUAUGACGAGACUAUGUUACAUUGGAAGUAUGAACUUUUACGGAUUAAGAUUGAAAGUUUUGCCAGUGGGACAGGAGACUCAACAAGUUUUAGCGAAAAGUGGAAAGUGUUUCUUGAGGAUAUUGACCAUGUAUUACCAAUCAGUACGACGUUUAAUGUAAGAGAUUUCCCUCACAUGAUUAAAGCCCUAGCAAAUGAUUUAAGAAAUGGCAAUAUUACAGAGGAGUCCCUCUUAGAGAUGUUAUUCACGGAGAAGAAGAUAAAUAUAGGGAACCCUUCGAGUCUACCACUAUUAUUGAACUUGCUAUUGUUGCAACCAACCUUCACGAAUACUUUCAAGUUAGAUAUAUUUAAGAAAUUUUAUCAGACUCAUCCACAGUUGGACCGUAAAGAUUCGUUAAUAAUCAUGUUUAAAUUAUUGAAAGGUGACGGUUAUAAUUUAUCACAACUUGUUAUAUUUGCUACAAACCUGGACAAAGGAAAACUGAAACUUACCUCCCUGUCUUCAAAAUUACUAACCAAAGGAAUUUCCAACACAUAA
Molecule: messenger RNA, 903 nt
Organism: Maudiozyma barnettii
Lineage: Eukaryota; Fungi; Ascomycota; Saccharomycetes; Saccharomycetales; Saccharomycetaceae
Gene: PET122
Product: Pet122p
Exons: 1
Coding region: 1-903 (300 amino acids)
Biological process (GO): positive regulation of mitochondrial translation
Cellular component (GO): mitochondrial inner membrane
Molecular function (GO): translation initiation factor activity
Source: RefSeq, a predicted model, not a curated record